CCCGCAGCCGCCUUCCCCGAUCCGGCGGCCCUCUCACUCUGUGCCGGGGACGCCGCCGGAGCUUCUCCCGAACUCCCCCCCCCCUUUUUUUUCUUGGGCUUGUUUUCUUGUUUGGCUGCCCCACCUUCUAGCGCCGCCUUACUCUAUUCCCUCUCUACGCCUGGGGCCCCCAGGGGGUUGGCCUGCCAUCCCCAAGCAUCCCACCUGUCACCUCCCGGCGGCUUCUGCUCACUUAGCCUUCGGGGUGGUCGUGCACCCUGACCUAACUGUCUCGCCAGAUUCUCCUAAACUGCUCUUUCUCUCCCUAUUUUGGGCCAGCUGCUAACUGCUGAAUUCCAACUAACCCUUGACAUCUUGACAUUUGACUCUAUAGAUUCUGGACUUUAAAAAAUCCUAUCUCUCGCAGCAGCCUGAGGUCUUCUCCACUGAUUUUGCACCUGUCUUUCUGAGGCUACCUGCUACCCCAUCCCAUCCCUACCAUGGACUUCUUGAUGAGUGGGCUGGCAGGCUGCGGGGCCUGUGUGUUCACCAACCCCCUGGAGGUGGUGAAGACCAGGAUGCAGCUGCAGGGAGAACUGCAGGCCCCCGGCUCCUACAAGCGGCACUACCGGAAUGUCUUCCAUGCCUUCUUCACCAUCGGCAAGGUGGACGGCCUAGCGGCCCUGCAGAAGGGCCUGGCCCCCGCCCUCCUGUACCAGUUCCUGAUGAAUGGCAUCCGGCUGGGAACCUACGGGGUGGUUGAAGCGAGGGGCUACCUGCACACAGCGGAAGGCAACCUCAGUCCUCCCCGCAGCCUGGUGGCUGGGGCCCUGGCUGGGGUCAUGGGCGCCUAUCUCGGGAGUCCCAUCUACAUGGUGAAGACACAUCUACAAGCACAGGCAGCCUCCGAGAUUGCCGUAGGUCACCAGUACAAGCAUCAGGGCAUGUUUCAGGCACUAGCCGAGAUUGGCCAGAAACAUGGUCUAGUGGGGUUGUGGCGUGGGGCCUUGGGUGGCCUGCCCCGAGUCAUCAUCGGUUCCUCCACCCAGCUGUGCACCUUCUCAUCCACCAAGGACCUCAUGAGCCAGUGGGAGAUCUUUCCUCCCCAGAGUUGGAAAGUGGCUCUGGCAGCUGCCAUGGUGAGUGGCAUCGCAGUAGUCCUGGCCAUGACUCCCUUUGAUGUAGCCUGCACAAGACUCUACAACCAGCCCACAGAUGCCCAGGGCAAGGGCCUCAUGUACCGGGGGAUUCUGGACGCUCUGCUGCAGACAGCUCGGACAGAGGGCCUUUUUGGCAUGUACAAGGGUAUAGGUGCCUCCUACUUCCGCAUCGGACCCCAUACCAUCCUCUCCCUCUUCUUCUGGGACCAGCUGCGCUCCCUCUACCACAAGUACACUAAGUAAUGGCCCUCUCUCACACUCCCCACAUCAGCACUUACUUGGACACUUUUGCCUCUGUACCACAGCCUAGUAGACUGUGACCAGUGACCUUUCAUCUGUCCACUGGGGAGCGGAGGGAAAGCCAGUCAGCCCCUCUCCCUAUCUGUUCUCUCAGGGUUGAAUCAUCACAAGGGAUGGUUGUCCUCCCCACUUUGUUUCUUCAGGACUCCCCUCCCCAGGUCCCCCUGAACACUGGGCACCCGUCUCAGGGCUGAAGUGUCCCCCCUCCUGUCCACUGCCACUCCCUCUGCACAGCUUUAAACUCCUCCCUCCACGACCAAAGGGAAUUGGGUGUGGGGGAUAUCUGGGUGUCCUGUUAACUUCAGAACCACAGAGAUUAUAUUGGUUAUAAAGCAAGUUUAUUUCUGCA
Messenger RNA from Ochotona curzoniae (black-lipped pika), 1788 nucleotides. It is a transcript of the gene SLC25A35, whose product is annotated as solute carrier family 25 member 35. Lineage: Eukaryota; Metazoa; Chordata; Mammalia; Lagomorpha; Ochotonidae. The record is from RefSeq and is a predicted model, not a curated record. The transcript is spliced from 5 exons. The coding region runs from base 480 to 1382 and encodes 300 amino acids.